CAAGAGCGCCGAUGUGACGCGGGGUUUAAUAAGAGUCUUUACAGCGGGACAGUCGGGGUCAAUAAGAGGCUGCGAUGUAGCAAAUGUUCUCCUUCACGUUGGGGGGAUUAGAGAUUAUUUCCAGAGCAGUGUGUCCGCGUUUUGUCCGCGGGUUCGCCUUCUAGACCCGUCGGAGUCGAGCGAAGCGAAUUACACGACAAUGGAGAGCUGCUCUUAAACGCCACGGCGCGUUUCACCUAACCAGACAGGGGGAGCGCAAGGCGAGAGAUGGAAAUGUCUUGCGAUGCCGGGUGACUGCUAUCAAUGAACGGGCUGAUACACAGAAAAAAAAUAGUUAAUCAAAUAAAAAAUUCUUUGUGAAACGUACGGAGCUGUGAGAUAGGGAUCCCGGAGGCGGACGCUCCUAACAGGUCCGGAGCGCACUUUUCUCCCCCUCUUUUCGGCUCAGCAGAAACGAUCGCAGGUCAAUCAUGUGGGCCGCGCUUCAACAUUUAGACAAGACGAGCUUCACGCAGCGCACGACUUUCUUUCACAUAUGAAGUCCGUGCUUCAUGACUGUCUGACGCGCAAUGGUGAUGAAAGGCAGGCUGUGCGUAAAAGUAACGCGCCCUUCACUUUACUACUGAUGACCGGCUGGAUGUGGAGCUCAGGAGAAGAAGGAAAACAAAACGAAACAAAACAAACAAACAAACAAACAAACAAACAAACAAAAAAACUUUUCUGUUCGAGUCCCCGCUCUAAACUUUCUCGUUUCCCGUUUCCGUGUGGAGUUUGGGCGAAGCCUCUUACAGAUCUCAUGGGAGCUGAGGCUUGAAGUUGCCGUGUGUUCAAACUUUGUGCGCUGGAUUUGCCGGUGAGACCUGCCAUUUUGUGCUCGGAUCGAGCCGCUCAGGAACAUUAUGCUCGGAGGGACGUGAUGAUGAUGAUGGCAUUCAACAACCGAGGGACUCGACAUUUGGGAAACCUCAUCUGACAACCUUCUACAUCUCUUGCUGUCUUACAGAGUAAAGACACAUCCCUCUGGUCAUCACAAAGUGCUGUACAACUCGGUGGCGUGGGGGGAGCCACUCUGUCUUCAUCCUGACAGGCCCCAGACCAGUAUGCAGUUAGAGUGAUCAGGAUGGAAGACUCUAGUUUGUGCCUUGGUGUGUCCUCAGCAGUCCCAGAUGCUGACACCCAUAUCACCAGUGCCAUGCUUAAUGGCCGCUACCCAAUCAGUCAGAAGCUGCAUCAGCUGACUGCCCAACUUGGUCACGCCUUUCCUGACCUUCCAAGCCGCCAACAAAUUACAGAGGAAAAAGCCGCCACCCCGUUGGAUGAGAAAACACAUGCUGCAUUGGCAAGUCAGCCGAUUAGCAGCCAGAUGGCUCUGCUAGCCAAUCAGCUCAACCGUAACAUGGAUGCAGGUGCCCUAGGUGGUCUCAAUGGCCGUGUCGACCUGCAGCAAUUCCUCAAUGGGCAAAAUUUGGGAAUCAUGUCUCAGAUGAAUGAUAUAGAAGAUGAUGCCCGCAAGAAUCGCAAGUAUCCAUGCCCACUGUGUGGAAAACGAUUCCGCUUCAACAGCAUCCUUUCCCUGCAUAUGCGCACCCACACUGGUGAGAAGCCCUUCAAGUGUCCCUACUGUGAUCACCGAGCAGCCCAGAAGGGCAACCUCAAGAUUCAUCUCCGUACCCACAAGUUGGGUAGUCUGGGUAAGGGUCGUGGUCGCGUACGUGAAGAAAACAGGCUUCUUCAUGAGCUUGAAGAGCGUGCCAUCCUACGUGAUAAGCAAAUGAGAAACAGCUUGCUGCAGCCUUCACAAUCGCUUCCACCCCAUUUGGGUCUGCAGAACCAAAACCAGCAACAGCCCAGUUCUGCAUGUAGCCUCCUAACACCUACAAGUCUGGGAGGCACAUCGGAUGGGCUUGCACAACCAUCUGCCUCACCUAAGCCAGCAGGCACUAACCAACAAGAUGAGCAGACACUUAACCCAGCCAUAGGCUUCCGCUGUACCUUUUGCAAAGGCAAGUUCAAAAAGCGUGAGGAGCUGGAGCGUCAUAUCCGCAUCCUUCACAAACCCUACAAGUGCACUCUCUGUGAGUUUGCUGCUUCCCAGGAAGAAGACCUCAUCAGCCAUGUAGAGAAGGCACACAUAACUGCUGAGUCAGGCCAAGGGCAGGGUACAGGAACUGGCUCUGGAGAGAAGCCUGCCAAUGAGUUUCGAUGUGAUGUGUGUGGACAGAUCUUUAGCCAGGCUUGGUUCCUGAAGGGUCAUAUGCGCAAGCACAAGGACUCCUUUGAGCACUGUUGUCAGAUCUGUGGUCGUCGCUUCAAGGAACCAUGGUUCCUAAAAAAUCAUAUGAAGGUUCAUCUCAACAAGCUUGCCAUUAAGAGUAAGCCUCCAAUUGGUGGUGGAGCUGAGCAAGACGGGCCUUCUGUCAACAGUAUAAGCAGCUUAGCACAAGAAGCCCAUGCCAACCUGUACUCGCGUUACAUCUCCUGUUUGCAAGGUGGUUUCCUAAGUCCUGAAAAGCAGAGCCUGGCUGAACAACAACACCAAAUGUUGGCCAAGGCUGGCAUAGCUAUGAAAGAGAAAGAAAUGCUAGGAAAGCUGCUGGGGCCAAUGGCCGGCAUGAGUCAUGGUCUGGGGGAGAAUGAGAAGCGCUCACUUUUAAGUUGUUUGAACCUGGUACCUCCUCUAAAGUCAAGUUGUAUGGAGCGCUUACAGGCAGCAGCAAAGGUGGCAGAAAUGGAUCCACUUAAUAGUUACCAGGCCUGGCAGAUCAUGGCACGCAGCAUGGCUAUGGAGCGAUCUUUCAUGCCAAAAGAUCAACACCAUGGAGCCCAUGUGCAAGAAGAAGAAAUGGCUAGUGCCACUGGGAUAGUGCCCUUUGGAAAAGAAAAGCAUGAGCAUUCUACUCUUGAUUCCAGUGAUGGCACCAAGCAGAAAAACCACCCUGAUGCCCUCCAUGGGGUAAGGACUGGUGGAAGCAUAAUGUCCAUGAAGGAAGAAGCUGGGAGCUUUGAUGGUCAUCGUGAGUUCCUGCCUCACCACGGUGGUUUGGGUCUUGGCCAGGGGCUUGAGUACAGUCUGGCCAGCAUUAAAGAUAAGCCCACUGAGUGUCCUGACUGUGGCCGAGUAUUCAGAACCUAUCACCAGAUGGUGGUCCACUCUCGGGUGCACAGCAAGGACCGACGUCCAGAAGAGAGUCUGCAGCAUGGCCUAGAUGAGAGGCGUGGCUCCGCCAGUGACCCCGAGUCUCAGUCUAUCAGUCGUUCCACCACCCCAGGCUCAUCCAAUGUGACAGAGGAGAGUGGGGCUGGAGGAGGCCACUCCCAGACAGGAAGUGUGCAGGAUGACAGUCCUCAUCCUUCGUCCCCUUCCUCAGAUGUUGGGGAUGAGAUGGCGAAAGCACCAGGAGCAGUUCCUCCUCCUGUUACCCAGCACCGAGAGAGGAGUGUGGGAUCCGCCAUGAAAGACUGCCCUUACUGUGGAAAGUCCUUCCGUACCUCCCAUCACCUGAAAGUCCACCUGAGAAUACAUACAGGUGAGAAGCCCUACAGAUGCCCUCAUUGUGACUAUGCUGGCACCCAGUCUGCUUCCCUAAAAUACCACCUUGAGCGUCACCACCGUGAGCGUCAGAAUGGCAAUGCCUCUUCUGCCAACCACCCUCCAUCCAAUGAUCACAAAGAUGACCACAGCAAGACUAACAGUGGCAGUGGCAUCUUUGCACGGCCUGAUGUUCUGCGUGGGGUCUUCAAAGGGAUGAUGCCCUCCAGCCUUGAUUUUAGAGGAGGACAGAUGCUUACACAGUGGGCCACUCCUGCUAUGCUGUCUCCAAGAGAGCGAGAUCGUGAGAGAGACCGCCAUGGACUUGGAGCAGAACCCAACACUGAAAGUAUGAAGACCUCUGAAGUUCCAACCACUGGAGGGGAAAGCCCAGCCAGUUUUUCAGACCUGGGUCGGGCUUAUCAAAGUAUGAUGGGGAAUGGGGUGAACUUUCAGGGCUCUCUCCAGGCCUUCAUGGAUAGUUUUGUGCCAAAUUCCAUGAAGAAGGAGAAGGAAAUGCGAGAGAACCAGCUACAUGGUCAGCACUUUGGCCUGGAUGGCUCAGAGCACAAGAUCAAGAGGGCAACUGAUGCCAGUCAGGAAGAGAACCCUUCUGAGACCAAGCCAACUGAGGGCAUUCGAUCCCAGUAUGAGCCCCUGGACCUUUCAGUCAGGCCUGAUGCAGGAACCCUACCUGGGGCAUCUAUCACCAUACAGGACAAUGUGCCCUGGCAUGGGUGUCUGUUCUGUUCCUUUACCACUCCCUCAGUGGAGUUGAUGGCUCUUCAUCUGCAAGCCAAUCACUUGGGUAAAACCAAAUCAAGUCAAGGAAAAGAAGUUAAAGAACACCUAAUGGGUGAAUCUUCCCACACUGUCAGCUCUGGACUGGCACCUCCUCCAGGCCUUCUACACCUGCAUGAGAGCCUUAAAGAGCGAGAAGUAGAAUCUGGAGACUUGAAGAACCACGUUGGUUGGUCCAACCACUUGGACCCAAACCCACAUGGUGCUUCUCUGGGAACAUUCUCAAGUGACUUUUACAAGUCCUUCAGUCCCAUGUAUGAUGGCUCUUCCAGGGGUCCUGCUGGGUUCUUGGACCAGCAAGAAAAUUCAGUCAAUCAACUAGGUGGUCAGGAUGAGCUGUCUGACAAGGCAUCCUGCAUUGAAAUGGAGGCAUGUGAGGACCGGGAAGGUCAAUCAGAAGAUGAUGAAGCAGGUCAUGAAGAACAUUCAUCCAAUCCUGCUUCUGCUGAGCACCAGGUGCGCUCUGAUGAUGAAGAGCCAGAAGCAGAGGAAGAAGAAGAUAUGGAGGUGAAAGACAUGGAUGACGAAGACCACGGGACCAUUAGAAUGCAUCCUGACUCCCCCUUGUCUAGGAAGAAUGCUCAGAGAGCAAAGAUACCUAUGGGUGCCCAGGGACGUGGUCCAUCUCCACCCCAGCCACCCACCCUAGAAAAGCAGUGGCAGCAGCAUCAGCAGUCGGGUCUUGGUCUCAUUUCUUCAUCCAAUGGUCCCCCGGGUCUGCUGAAGCCUGAGCAGGCUCACCUGGAGCACCAGAUGAACAUGAUGUCAGUCCUACGGGCCUACAGUUCUGAAAGCCUAGCAGCAUUUAAUGGAGGCCUGUCCAGCAGCUCCAAUGGAGGAGGUGGUGGAAGCAGCUCCAGCAUGAAGAGAACUGACCCCUCUGGUCAGAGGCCUUUCCAGUGUCAGUACUGCUCAUACAGUGCCUCACAGAAGGGUAACCUAAAGACCCACGUCCUGUGUGUCCACCGCAUGCCCUUUGACAACAGCCAGUAUCCAGAUCGACGCUUCAAACGCUCACGGAUUGAAUCUGAUGCAUCUGGCAGCCCUGAGGAUGGAUACCCUCUUCUUUCUGGCCAGGGAGGAACAGGGGAAGGAUACGCUUUUGUGAGUGACACGGCCCAAACUUCAUCCAAGGAUUCUGAGAAGCUGUAGGGCCUUGUAGGGUCACCAGUACCAUGAAGUAGCAUCAGUUGGUGUCCAGUUUUUUCUUUAUCACAAUGGAGAAAAAAGCAGAAAUUUGGACUGCAGGAAAUCCAGUGACUAAACCUGAUUUCAGCUACACACAGCAGACAUGGGUGUGAUCAGGUGUGCUAUGAAAAUGAAGCAUGCUCGUAAAAGAGUGAACAGGCAUAAAGUCUUACGAAGAUUAUAAAUCGUUGCCUGAUCAGUGUGAAACACAAUCUGUAGCAUUACUGUAGUUACCUGACAUAAUAUUACAAAGGAUUAGUCCAGAAGAAGAAAGAAAAAAAAACGACAGUCACUGAAUCCAGUCACUUAAAAGGACUUUUGUCCCAAAAAUAAUGCUUUUAUCAGAAAAAUGAUCCGCGUGAACGAUUUGGUGAUAAUCAAAGAAGGAGGAGAGAUGGAAGAGGGCUGCCGCGCACACCCUUCAUGAACAUGACACCACCGGUGGCCAUUUGCCCAGCGCCACUGACGAGGGCGGAUGGAUGCAGUGGACGGAAAGAGCAGGGGGGUGGAUGGGGAGAUGAGGGGAGGAGAUGACGGGAGGUGGGGGCCUUGGUGCCAGUCUGACUGGAGCUGUCAUUGCAGAGGAAAUCAAUUCACCUCCUCCACCAUUGCCCCAACACACACACAUACACACACACUGUACUCGUCAUUUAGGGUCGGCCCCCAGAACUGCCCAGCAACCCUCUCUGCUUCCUGUCCUCCCUUCCUCCCUCCCUCCCUCCUUCGUACAAAAACCAAGAUGACCACCAAUAGGAGAAAAAAAAAAUCAAUGAAAUGUAUUUACAGGCCACAUUAGAGACAGAGGUGUGUUAUUUGUGCAGUUACAGUGUGUCAUUUGUUCAUGUAUCACAUCUGAGGUGAGAGCGAAAUGUCAUAUGUGCUUUUCUUAACUUUCUUCUUUGUUAGAUGAUGAAACGUGUCGGUUUAUUCAGCUUCACUACAGAAAUGAUGAUGUGCAUAUCUAAAGUGAAGCAGCCUUCACCCAGCACUCUCUGUGUAGCUUUAGCCAGAAGUUGAAUGUCGUUUGAAUUUUUUAUCCCAUAUUUCGAGUGAGAAAUCUGAUGGAGUAAUCAAACUCCAAAACGUUUGAAGACUUCCUAGCUUAUGAAGCAGUAUGGAAGAAGCGAUAAUGUACUGUAGAUAUGAUGUGUAUACUGUAGAUAAUGAUAUUUACCUGUUUAAGUGAUUUAGCAAACCUUUUUUCCCUUUUCUCCUUGACAAAAAUUAAAGUGCUUUGUAUGUUUUAGAUGAUCAACUUCUGUUUCUUCCCCAAACCAAACUCAUUUUCUUCAUACUUUUUAUGCAGUUCUGUUUUGAAUGUUCUUCUAUUUAAAAAAAAAAAAAAAAAAAAAAAAAAACAAGAUUAAUGACACAUGGACAAAAUCAAGCCUCUUAGAGAGUAAAAUAAAGUGGAUCAACUUUCAUCCUACUUCCUUUUGUUAAAGCCGAGCAGGGGUAAAGGAGUUAAAUAGAACGUGGGGCUUUUUUAUUGCUUGGGCACAAACUGGAGGGAUAGAAGGGAGGGAUAUUAAUGUUUUGUGAUAAAGAGAAAUGAUCCCGACUUUAAGAAAGUCGAUAUCUUCCCGCUCUACGAGGGAACUCUCGACACUUAAACCCCUGGGCCUUAAGACUGCCUCACAUCUGCCGAAAGGAGUUUACUAAAGUCGCAAAUACAACACACUCUGUGGUAAUCAGCAGACAAAACCGAAACCCAGACCAGGCGCCAGAGGAGUUUCAUCUUUGGCUAAGAUGAAAAAAAGAGAGAGAGAGAAAAAGAGGGACAGUAAAGAAAAGGAAGAGUAAGCGUUUCUGUAAUGACGGAGUAGAGAUUGAGUAAAUCUAUCUGUAACUGUUCCCUACAGACAUUCUCUAAUUAACAUCUUUUGGCCAUUAAGAAACAAACAUACUUUCUAGGAUAGUUCUCACUGCUUUACUUAUAUCAAGUUGAUCAUUUAAAAGCGACUGUUUAUAUAAGCUCUAUCCAGGGCAAUGUGUUUUCCAUAAAAUAAAUACUUUAUCAACAUAGUGAGCUUUAGAAGUUUUAGUGCACUACUGUUUUUUUUUUUUUUUUCCUUUGGUGAUCGUGUCAGUCGCUCGUUCUUGUUCUCUCUCUCUUUUUUGUUUUUGGUGUGCAUGUGUGUCUGUGUUUACAUGUGUGCGCUCGCCAUAUAAUUGCAAUACAUAAAACAUAAACUUUACAAAAGCAGGGGGGAACAAAUAGCAGAAACGUAAAAAAAAAAAAAAAAACAUUAAAAAACAUUACAUUCCUAGUCCCCCCCCUUUUUUUUCUCUGUUUCGUGUCUUUUGGAUUAGAGACAGGCAAUAAUAUUGUAUGUGACACUGGAAGAUCAUUUUCUCUCUAUAGUGUUUGUCCACUCUGUAUAGUCAGGUGCUAACCUUUCCUCCAUCCCCUCAGACACAUGAUCAUUCUUUCCCAUCUUCCCUCAGACUAUAUAACUGGUUUUCAACAAGUCCAACCAACACAGCCACAUAUUUAAAAUCUAUUAAAAAAAUAAUUAAAUAAAAGAUUAUGUGCUUCUUGGGACAUCAUUUUCUUUCCUCUUUACUGUUCUAUAGUAUCUGGUCAUUAUUCUGUCCAACAUUCCUAAAUGAAGAAUAUUUCUAUAUCCAAGGAGGACAUGAAGAGUGUAGAGGAUUUUGUUGCUGUUAUUUACUCAUAAUACGUAGAUGAGUUCGUAUUUAAGGAUUACUCUCGGUUACUAUUUAUUAUCACGGAUCGGAAAGAAGUCAAGCUACGAUGAAGUAUUGGGUUUUUAUUUCAGCUAUGACUGUUUUCUGUCUGCUGUUCUUUAGAGGUUUUAAUGUCUUUGAAGCAGUAUAGUUUUAUCCAGUGUUUUACGCAAUAAAACCUCUACCUCUGUAAAA
Messenger RNA from Tachysurus fulvidraco (yellow catfish), 8404 nucleotides. RefSeq names its product zinc finger protein 536 (gene znf536). The record is from RefSeq and is a predicted model, not a curated record. Gene Ontology annotation, cellular component: nucleus. Gene Ontology annotation, biological process: regulation of DNA-templated transcription. The transcript is spliced from 8 exons. NCBI's taxonomy places the organism in Eukaryota, Metazoa, Chordata, Actinopteri, Siluriformes, Bagridae. Gene Ontology annotation, molecular function: RNA polymerase II cis-regulatory region sequence-specific DNA binding; DNA-binding transcription factor activity, RNA polymerase II-specific. The coding region runs from base 1121 to 5482 and encodes 1453 amino acids.